AUGCAGAUCGCCCUCGGCGGGGCCGGGCGGCGGGCGGGGGCCGGGCUGGGUGUGCCGCCGUCCCGCGACCGGGAACCGGCUUCGCUGGCCGGUACCCAACGGCCAGCGCCCAACGGCCCGCCACCACCCAGCACACGCAUAGCACGGCCUGGCCCGGCAUGGCACCGUCCGAGACGGCCAGGGACAGCCGCACCGCUGUCCUGCACUUCUCCAUCAUCUGCUGCUGAUAAUUUCUGUCUGUGUGAAGGAUGCACUAUACCCCGUUGGCUACUGUAUGAAUUGUAUAUGGAAAGCUGCAGUCCAGAGCCCAAGUAUCGAGUAAAUUCAGCCACUUUUGGAAAGCUUAUUAGAUUAGUUUUCCCAGGUCUAAGGACAAGAAGACUGGGCAAAAGAAGGAAUGCCAGGUAUCAUUACGCUGGAAUAGCUAUCAGGGAGAAUUCUUCCAUUUAUGCACGUUAUUGCUUUCUUCUGUCUGAAAAAGAUUAUCACAGGCACAGCUCUUCGGGGAAAGCAAGCAGCUCUGCUUGGCAGCCUAGCACUUCUGCAGGCCCUAGUGGAAACGCCUGCAGUUCUGGAGAUACAGCUGGUUACAAAAGCAAGAGCCAAGAAAACAGAACAAGCAAGAAUUUGCACUAUUCUCCACCUGUCAUUUAUCUGAAGAAUGAACAAGAGAGUUUUCAGGACCCUUGGUCUGAAUUCAGCAGAUUCUUUCUUUGGGAGCAAGAGCUAAGGAGGAAAUACCCCUGCGAAAUGGUUGUACUGCUUGCCAAUGAGUAUCACAACCACUGUCAAGAUAUUUUACACAUGGUGAGAAAGGGUGAGCUUGACAAGGUGGAAGACUGUAUCAUGUCUUUCUGGAGGUCUCUGCAGCCUGAAAGCAUAGCGCUGAUGUCCUCACCAGAUGUGUGCCAGCUGUUCAAAAGCUAUGAUAGGCAACUAUUCAAGGAAAUGGAGAACAUCCUACUUCACGAUUUCAUGGAGGAGGUGCCCGUGCAACACAUAAUGUCAGUCAAAUUGUUCAGUAAAAACGUGGAAGAUUGGCUGCUUAAUGCUUUGGCAGGAUUUCCAUUACUGGUCCAAACAUCUAAAUCUGAAGAAGUUACAGUGUUUAUAAGAAGACUCAGGAGAAAGACAGACCUUUCUAACGUGGCCAAGGCAAUGAGAACAGUCUUGAAGAGCAACAGCAGUGUCACUGUUCUGCGAUCCAGCUUGCUUGCUGUCAUCAAUGAGGGAUUUCUGGAUCUGCCCGGAUACUUCUUUCAAACGAUGUUUAGGAAUCCAGAGGAGCUGCAGAGUUAUAUAGAACUGAAAUGUUUUAAUGACUUAAUGCCUUUGCUGGCACCUUCCACAGAUAUUCGUGUUAUCCUGAACUGUUUGUCUUCAAACCUUCAGGCUUUUGUCAUUCAGCCAAGCAGAAGUAAAGAGGAGUUUAGAAAACUGGCAUCGAAUUUCCAGUUGCGAUGGAACUUCCUACUAAGUGCAGUAAGCAAGGCUAUGACCCUCAACUGUGCAGAUGGUUUUGGAUGCUGGCAUGUUCUUAAUUUGCUACUCAUGGAUUUCGUGGCUCACAUUUUCCUGUCCUAUAUAGAGGAGGAGGAAGAUAAAAAUUUCCAGAUCACAAAGCAAAACGAGUCCCCUGUUCUGUGGGUUUAUGAGCCCAGACAUAUCUGGCACUAUUUUGUAGAGGGGCACUCUCAAGCCAAUACUUCACAGACAGCUGUCAUAUCUUUGAUGCAGAGCCAGAGUAACUUCGGAUUAAGCAACGUUUUUCCAGAGUUCUGA
Molecule: messenger RNA, 1782 nt
Organism: Indicator indicator
Lineage: Eukaryota; Metazoa; Chordata; Aves; Piciformes; Indicatoridae
Gene: RFX8
Product: regulatory factor X8
Exons: 15
Coding region: 1-1782 (593 amino acids)
Biological process (GO): regulation of transcription by RNA polymerase II
Molecular function (GO): RNA polymerase II cis-regulatory region sequence-specific DNA binding; DNA-binding transcription factor activity, RNA polymerase II-specific
Source: RefSeq, a predicted model, not a curated record